ACGUGGCUUCAUCUGAACCGUUAACAUUCAUUCCUCUCUUAAACUCUAUAAGUGACCCCCCCAGAAGACAAAAAAAUCUCUCAAAUCUCAAUCCAUUUGUCUCGUUGACAUGUCUUCCUCCGGCGAAAUUGGUGGCGCCACCGCCGUGGCACCACCGCCACCUUCUCAGCCACAGAUGUAUUACUGUCACCAGUGUGAGCGCACGGUCAGGAUCGCCCCGUCUUCUUCCAUCGAACUGGCUUGCCCCACUUGUAACGGUGGCUUUCUUGAAGAACUCGAAACUAACCCUAACCCUAACCUUAAUUCCCACUUUAGUCAUCCUUUCGAUGCCUUCUUCCAAGGCGAUCUCAGUACGCUGUUGGGCAUGGGUCCUACUCCGACUCGUUCCUCUUUCACUGUCACGGACCCGGCCGAGUUCAACCCCUUCGUUUUUCUGCAAAAUUAUCUUCAAACCCUGAGGGCAGGUGGCGCGAAUAUCCAGUUCGUCAUCGAAAACAGCUCUUCAAUGGACCCCGUCGGUGGAGGGGCGGCUUUUCGGCUCCCAGCAAAUCUAGGGGAUUACUUCGUUGGGCCGGGCCUCGAGCAGUUGAUCCAACAAUUGGCGGAGAAUGAUCCUAAUCGAUAUGGGACGCCUCCGGCUUCGAAGUCGGCCAUUGAGGGGCUACCAAAUAUCAAGAUAUCAGCGGAAUUGAUGGGCUCGGAUUCAUCUCAGUGCGCUGUGUGUAAGGAUAGUUUUGAGUUCAAUGAAGUUGCGAAACAGAUGCCGUGUAAACAUAUAUAUCACUCGGAUUGUAUUAUGCCUUGGCUUGAGUUGCAUAAUUCUUGUCCCGUUUGUCGGUAUGAGUUGCCCACGGAUGAUCCUGAUUACGAGCAACGGCGUAAUGGGAAUAAUAAUAACACAAAUAUUAGUACUAAUAAUAUUUUUGGGAUCGGUGGUGGGAUCGCUGCUGGUGGUGAUGGUCAGAAUGGUGGAGGGAAUCCUGAGACUCCAAGGACGCUGGAGCGCAGUUUUAGUAUCUCCUUGCCAUGGCCAUUUACAGCGUUUGGUUCACCUGCCGGGACAAGCCGUGGGAGUGGGAGCAAUGAUGGAGAUUUGAACCCUGGGAAUAGAGGCUCAGAGCCCAGACAAGAAGAUCUUGACUAAGAAGGAUCUUUGGAAUGGAAAGUGAUUCGAAUCUGCAACUGCUGGUGAGUCACAUAGAAGAGAGAUGUUUCGAUUGAAUGAUCACAAAUGCAUAUUUUCGUGUAUGGAUGAUAAUCAUAGGUAAAAUGUCCAUUAUGAUGUUAGUAUGAAGAAUUCUUUAUAGUUUCAAAAUUCUAUGAGAAUUUUAUUGUGUAUCAUUGGUUUGCAUUUUUGUAAAAAAAUCUUAUCUUCUUUGGACCCGUUUUAUACUUUCGAAAUAUCCGUUUUACUUUUGCUGAA
Molecule: messenger RNA, 1423 nt
Organism: Mangifera indica (mango)
Lineage: Eukaryota; Viridiplantae; Streptophyta; Magnoliopsida; Sapindales; Anacardiaceae
Product: E3 ubiquitin-protein ligase RING1-like
Exons: 2
Coding region: 110-1144 (344 amino acids)
Biological process (GO): protein ubiquitination
Cellular component (GO): cytoplasm
Molecular function (GO): ubiquitin protein ligase activity
Source: RefSeq, a predicted model, not a curated record